This is a messenger RNA of Photinus pyralis (common eastern firefly), 454 nucleotides long. RefSeq names its product prismalin-14-like. Lineage: Eukaryota; Metazoa; Arthropoda; Insecta; Coleoptera; Lampyridae. The record is from RefSeq and is a predicted model, not a curated record. The coding region runs from base 134 to 403 and encodes 89 amino acids. The transcript is spliced from 2 exons.
AAUAUGCUAAUUCGAUUCAAGAGAAUCAUCUUCAUAAGCCUACAGUGUUCUGUACGAUGUAAUUAAUGCAAGUUCCAAAAGUAUAUAAACCGAAAGAGUUCUUCAUCGGGCAUAGUACAGCAAAUCGUACACAAUGCUUAAAGCGAUUAUUUUCACCAUUUUUGUUGCCAUGGCUUUGGCCGCCGAGGAGAAGGCAGCCGAAGCACCGAAACAAGACGCGCCAGCAACCCCUUACAACCCGUACCACUUUGGAUUUGGUUACAAUCCCUAUAGUAAUCUUGGAUACGGUGGAUAUGCGGGUUAUCGCGGUUACAACUACAACCCCUACAGCUACAAUCCCUACGGCUACAACCCCUACAGUUACAAUCCGUACUUCAGCAACUACAACCGUUUUGGCUAUUAAACUGUCUGUGUGUUUUCCAAGGUUUAAAACGAUUAAACAUUUUAAAAGAAA